AUGCCUGAGAACGCCACUCUCCUUCAAGGCUUUGAGUGGAACGUGCCGGCCGAUGGCAAGCACUGGCAACGUCUUCUUAAAGCAUUGCCUAGUCUGAAGAAUGCCGGCAUCGAUAAUCUGUGGCUGCCUCCAGGUUGUAAGGCAUCAUCUCCCGAGGGCAACGGGUACGAUAUCUAUGAUUUGUAUGACCUUGGCGAAUUCGACCAGAAGAACUCAGUGCGGACCAAAUGGGGGACCAAAGAUGAGCUUCUUGAACUCAGCAACAAAGCCAAAGAACUAGGGAUUGGUCUUUACUGGGACGCAGUGCUCAACCAUAAGGCCGGCGCCGACAAAAGAGAAAAGGCGCAUGCCGUGGAGGUAGAUAAUGACGACAGGACGAAAGAAGUCACAGACCCAUACCAGAUCAGCGCUUGGCUCGGCUUCGAUUUUCCUGGCCGAGGGGACAAAUACUCGAAGCAGAAGUACCACUGGUACCACUUUUCCGGCACCGACUACGAUGCUAAGAACGAGAGGAAUGCCAUCUUCAAGCUCAAAGGGGAGGGCAAGUCUUGGAGCGAGAGUGUCGAUGAUGAAGGGGGCAAUGCCGACUACAUGAUGUUCGCCGAUGUCGAUUACUCACAUCCGGAAACGCAAGAGGAUGUGAAGAACUGGGGUGAAUGGAUCGUCAACGAAGUCGGUCUGAAGGGGUUCAGGUUAGACGCAGUGCAACACUUCUCGGAACGAUUCGCAAACGACUGGGUGCAGCACGUACGAUCGAAAUGCGGAGACGCCAUCUUCAUGGUGGGAGAAUUCUGGACCGGAGACACAGAAAACAUGUUAAAGUGGUUGGAUGCCAUGGAUCGAAAGUUCAGCUUAUUCGAUGCGCCGCUCCUCUACAACUUCAAUCGGCUAAGCACAACACCUGACGCCGAUCUCAGGACCGUCUUCGACAAUUCUCUGACCAAGCGAGAUCCAGUAAACUCCGUCACAGUGGUCAUGAAUCACGACACGCAACCAGGCCAGACUAUGGACACCAAGAUUGAAGGUUUCUUCAAGCCUCUAGCAUACGCAUUGAUUCUCCUUCAAGAUGCCGGAUAUCCUUGUCUUUUCUAUGGCGACCUGUACGGCAUGAAGGGUGAUAGUCCGGAGCCUCCAGCUGCAUCUGGAAAGAUUCCGGACAUGGCGCUCGCCCGCAAGCUCUACGCCUACGGUCGUCAAGAUGAGUAUCUAGAUGAUCCCAAUUGCAUUGGUUUCACCCGACUCGGCACUGCAGAACAUCCAGCUGGCUUGGCAUGCGUGAUGAGCAAUAAAGGCCCUGGAAGUCUUCGGAUGUUCGUUGGAGAGAUGCAUCGAGGUGAAGUGUGGACUGAUGUUCUCGGCUGGGAACAGGGCGAGGUUACCAUUGGCGAAGACGGCCUCGGCGACUUCAGGUGCCCCGGCGUCAGCGUUGCCAUCUGGGUGAAGAGAGAUGCCGAAGGGCGGGAUCGCUUCCCGGUCGAAUUCGACAAUGACAUAUACAACGAGGCAUAAUAAGUGGCAGGAGGUGGACUUAGCCUACCAGUGUCUGCGCUUCGAUGCUGAUACGUGCAUCAUCACAAUAUAACAUAAGCCGCGACCGAUCAAACGAGCUUGGCUGCAAACUUGUGACCUCUCUCAGGUUCAUAGUUGUUGAUUAUUGAUUACCAAUAAUCACUAGUUACUGUAAUCAUAUGUGACUACGAUUAUGAUUAUGGAGUGAGUGAUUAGUGACUAUAGUUAGUAAUCAGUCGGUUAUUCCAAGGCAAUACUAGGGUAUAUAUUACACCUAUAGAAGGUUUCAAAUUCG
Pseudocercospora fijiensis CIRAD86 is the source of this 1804-nucleotide messenger RNA. RefSeq names its product glycoside hydrolase family 13 protein. The record is from RefSeq and is a predicted model, not a curated record. Lineage: Eukaryota; Fungi; Ascomycota; Dothideomycetes; Mycosphaerellales; Mycosphaerellaceae. The coding region runs from base 1 to 1509 and encodes 502 amino acids. The transcript has a single exon. Gene Ontology annotation, biological process: carbohydrate metabolic process. Gene Ontology annotation, molecular function: calcium ion binding; hydrolase activity, hydrolyzing O-glycosyl compounds.